GCUAACUCUCCUCCAUCUCUGCGUCCGGUCCGGUUAGCAUCUCUGCUCCGGGUGUUAGCAUUGCAGCUCCCGGUGUUAGCAUUGCGGCUGAUUCUCUCUCUCUCUUUUUAUCUUUUCUUUUUCUCAUUCCCUCUCUUCCUCCGGGACCCCCCCCUGCCUCGCGGAUGGCGCAGCUCGUGGGCCCGCUCCGCGCCGAGCUCGCGGAGUCGGCGGCGGCGGCGCGCGCGCUCGUGGUGGGCGCGGGCGGCAUCGGCUGCGAGCUGCUCAAGAGCCUCGUGCUCACGGGCUUCGCGCGCGUGGAAGUGAUCGACCUGGACACCAUCGACGUUAGCAACCUGAACCGGCAGUUCCUCUUCCAGAAGAAGCAUGUGGGCAAGUCCAAGGCGCAGGUCGCGAAGGAGAGCGUCCUGCAGUUCUGCCCCAAAGCUAACAUCACGGCGUACCACGAUAGCAUCAUGAACCCCGAUUAUAACGUGGAGUUUUUCCGCAACUUUACGCUGGUGAUGAACGCGCUGGAUAACCGAGCCGCCCGUAACCACGUGAACCGCAUGUGCCUGGCGGCGGACGUGCCGCUCAUCGAGUCCGGGACUGCCGGCUACCUGGGUCAGGUGACCGUCAUCAAGAAGGGGCUAACGGAGUGCUACGAGUGCCAGCCCAAGCCGGCGCAGAAAACCUUCCCAGGAUGCACCAUCCGCAACACGCCGUCGGAGCCGAUCCACUGCAUCGUGUGGGCGAAGUACCUGUUCAACCAGCUGUUCGGAGAGGAAGACGCCGACCAGGAAGUGUCGCCCGACACCGCCGACCCCGAGGCCGCCUGGGACCCGGCGGAGGCCGCCGCCCGCGCCGGCGCGUCCAACCAGGACGGCGACAUCAGGCGGGUCUCGACCAAAGAGUGGGCGCGGUCCACGGGCUACGACCCCGUCAAGAUCUUCAACAAGCUGUUCAAGGACGACAUCAUGUACCUGCUAACGAUGGAUAAGCUGUGGAGGAAGCGCAAGGCGCCGCUACCGCUAGACUGGGCCGAGGUGCAGAAGCUGGUCUGCCCGCAGGACGACACCCUGGGGGCGGGGCUGCGCGACCAGCACGUGCUGAGCGUCCGCGGCUACGCCCAGCUCUUCGGCCGCAGCGUGGAGACGCUGCGCGCGCAGCUAGCGGAGAAGGGCGAGGCGGGCGAGCUAACCUGGGACAAGGACGACCCCCCGGCGAUGGACUUCGUCACCGCGGCGGCGAACCUGCGGAUGCACAUCUUCAGCAUGGCGAUGAAGAGCCGCUUCGACGUGAAGUCCAUGGCGGGUAACAUCAUCCCGGCGAUCGCCACCACCAACGCGGUGAUCGCCGGCCUCAUCGUGCUGGAGGCGCUGAAGAUCCUGGCAGGAGACCUGGAGCAGUGCCGCACGAUCUUCCUCAACAAGCAGCCGAACCCGCGUAAGAAGCUGCUGGUGCCGUGCGCCCUGGACCCGCCGCGCGCCGGCUGCUACGUGUGCGCCGCCCGGCCCGAGGUCACCGUGCGGCUGGACGUGCGCAGCACGCUGGUGCUCAGCCUGCAGGACAAGAUCCUGAAGGAAAAGUUCGGCAUGGUGGCGCCCGACGUGCAGAUCGAGGACGGCAAAGGGACCAUCCUCAUCUCCUCGGAGGAGGGGGAGACCGAGGGGAACAACGCCCGCUGCCUGGCGGACUUCGGCAUCCGGAACGGGAGUCGGCUCCAGGCCGACGACUUCCUGCAGGACUACACACUGAUGGUCAACGUGCUGCACUGCGAGGAUCUUGGGAAGGAUGUGGAGUUUGAGGUGGUGGGCGACGCCCCGGAGAAAGCCCCGCCCCCAGCAGCCACCCAGGGCGAGGCGGGGAAGAGCAUAGCCAAUGGGAGCGAAGACUCCGCCCAGCCGUCCACCUCCACCAAGGCCCCCGGCGACCAGGACGACGUGGUCCUCCUCGAAUCAGACGAGGAGGCGGAGGAGGAGGAGGGCGCCGCCCCGUCCUCCUCGGCCCCGCCCCCCGGCGCCCAGAAGCGCAAGCGCCCGGACGUCGCCGCGGAGACCGCCGAGGGCGUCGCCAAGCGCAAGCGCCUGGCCCCGCCCCCCGACGGCGACGACGACGACGAUGACAUCAUCGCGCUCGACUGAAAGGGAGGGAGGGAGACGACGGAUCCUCCGGCGCCGUUUUUCCUCUUUUCUUACCUGGGUUUUUUCCCUUCUUUUCCCUCCCUCCCUCC
Megalops cyprinoides (Indo-Pacific tarpon) is the source of this 2212-nucleotide messenger RNA. RefSeq names its product ubiquitin-like modifier activating enzyme 2 (gene uba2). Gene Ontology annotation, biological process: protein sumoylation. The transcript is spliced from 17 exons. Lineage: Eukaryota; Metazoa; Chordata; Actinopteri; Elopiformes; Megalopidae. The record is from RefSeq and is a predicted model, not a curated record. Bases 165 to 2123 code for a protein of 652 amino acids. Gene Ontology annotation, cellular component: cytoplasm; SUMO activating enzyme complex. Gene Ontology annotation, molecular function: SUMO activating enzyme activity.